AGGAAUAUGAAUGCAUUACGCAAUACAUAGGCGAGAGGGAUGUAAAUAUCUGAAAUCGACAUCGCUGUGGAUGCCAUUGCCUUGUAAAUGCGGAUUGUUUACAGCAGCCUGCGCAUCCUUUCCUCCCUCCCCCUUUCCUCUUUCCCGGAGCUUCGGAGCGCUGGUGGUGAGGCAGCGGCUGGAGCUGCUCCUGCUGACCGAAGAUAGCGCCUGCAGAGCCGGCCACGGCCGUCACAUCACCCCGGGCCCCUGGAGGGUGCGAGCCACAGCAAAGCAGGAAGCAAGCUUUUGAUACCACAUCUUUGUGCAGCAUCACCCUUCCGUGAACAAAGCGCACAGCCACUUCUGGAUUUUACUAAUCUUCACCUCCAGGUUUUUUCAAAGAGUUUGGAUGUGCAGUUUGACAUGAUAUGGCUGUUCUUAAACUAGUCGACCAGCCACCCCUUGUCCAAGCCAUCUUUAACGGAGACCCCGAUGAAAUUCGUGUCCUCAUAUGUAAAUCAGAAGAUGUCAAUGCACUGGACGCUGAGAAGCGAGCUCCCCUUCAUGCAGCAGCCUUCCUCGGCGAUGCUGAGAUCACAGAGCUCCUCAUUGUGUCAGGGGCACGGGUCAAUGCCAAAGACAACAUGUGGUUGACUCCACUCCACAGGGCAGUGGCAUCACGUAGUGAGGAUGCUGUUCGUGUACUGAUCCGACAUUCUGCUGAUGUUAACGCAAGGGAUAAGAACUGGCAGACUCCGCUGCAUGUCGCUGCCGCCAACAAGUCCCUGCGCUGUGCUGCGGUGAUCAUCCCGCUUCUGAGCAGCGUCAAUGUUUCAGAUCGCGGGGGACGCACCGCCCUGCAUCACGCUGCCCUUAAUGGACACACGGAGAUGGUUAGCCUUCUCCUGGCCAAGGGUGCCAACAUCAAUGCCUUUGACAAGAAAGACUGCCGUGCACUACACUGGGCAGCAUAUAUGGGUCACUUAGAUGUAGUGUGUUUACUAGUGAGUCAAGGGGCCGAGAUCAGCUGCAAGGACAAGAGGGGAUACACGCCUCUACACGCAGCUGCUUCCAAAGGUCAGAUCGCUGUGGUCAAACACCUGCUCAGCCUGGCCGUGGAGAUAGAUGAAGCCAAUGCCUUUGGGAACACAGCGCUGCAUGUGGCCUGUUUUAAUGGACAAGAUGCAGUGGUCAGUGAGCUGAUCGACUAUGGUGCUAAUGUCAGUUAUCCGAAUAACAAGGGCUUCACACCACUCCACUUUGCUGCUGCGUCCACUCAUGGCGCGCUGUGUCUGGAGUUCCUGGUCAACAGCGGAGCUGAUGUCAACGUCCAGAGUCGUGAUGGGAAAAGCCCUCUUCAUCUGACCGCAGUUCAUGGACGAUUCACACGCUCCCAGACACUCAUCCAAAAUGGUGGAGAGAUUGACUGUGUCGAUAAGGAUGGAAACACUCCACUGCAUGUCGCUGCUCGAUACGGCCAUGAACUUUUAAUAAACACUCUAAUCACGAGUGGAGCUGACUGCACCAGAAGAGGGGUGCAUGGCAUGUUUCCUUUGCAUCUGGCCGCUCUGAAUGCUCAUGCUGACUGCUGCCGGAAGCUUCUCUCCUCAGGCUUUCAAAUUGAUACACCAGACAACCUGGGAAGGACGUGUCUGCACGUCGCUGCUGCUGGCGGUAAUGUGGAAUGUGUGAAGCUAUUGCUCAGCAGUGGAGCCGAUCAUAACCGCAGGGACAAACAUGGAAGGACCCCUCUCCACUAUGCAGCAGCUAGCCAGCACUUUCAGUGUCUGGAGACGUUGGUGUCCUGCGGUACCUGCAUUAAUGCCACUGACCAGUGGGGGCGCUCUGCUGUGCACUACGCCGCUGCUUCGGACCUGGACAGGAGGCGGCGUGUGGUCCUGGAACCAGAGAGUGAUGGAGUUCAAGCCGAGAGGGAGAAGGAGGCAGCUCUGUGUCUUGAGUUCCUGUUGCAGCAUGGUGCCGCCCCAUCACUCCAAGAUAAACAAGAUUACAGUGCUGUUCAUUAUGCUGCAGCGUACGGCCACAGACACUGUCUGAAACUGCUUUUGGACAAAGAUGAGAACCGACAAGAUGAGAUAGAGAACAGCCAAACCAGGAGCCCGUUGCAUCUGGCCGCGUACCACGGUCAUGCACAGGCUCUAGAAGUGCUCUUGGAGGGUCACUGCGAGGUGGAUCAAGUGGAUGAGGUGGGCCGGACUCCAUUAGCUCUUGCUGCCUUCAGGGGCCACACUGACUGCGCUCUGACACUUCUGAACCAUGGGGCCUCGCCGAAAAGCAGAGAUACUAUCCGAGGACGUACACCUAUUCACCUUGCAGUAAUGAAUGGUCAUACAUCAUGUGUGCGCCUCCUGCUGGAAGACUCUGAUAAUGCAGAUCUGGUAGAUACAGCGGACUCUCAGGGACAGACCCCUCUAAUGCUGGCAGUAAUUGGGGGUCAUGUGGAUGCUGUGUCUCUUCUCCUGGAGCGUGAGGCCAGUGUGGACUUGGCUGAUCAUCAAGGUCUGACUGCGCUUCACCUGGGGCUCUUGUGUGGACAGGAGGAAUGUGUUCAGUCCUUGUUGGAGCUGGAGGCAUCCGUGCUGCAGGGGGACUCCAAGGGUCGGACAGCUAUCCACCUGGCUGCGGCGAGGGGUCACGCAUCCUGGUUGAGCGAAUUGCUCAAUAUUGCGUGUUCUGAACCCCCGAUACCCCUAUUCCGAGACAACCAGGGAUACACACCUUUACACUGGGCCUGUUACUAUGGUCAUGAGGGUUGCGUGGAGGUCCUACUCGAACAAAGAGAUUUUCGUCACUUUGAUGGGAACCCCUUCACCCCGCUGCACUGUGCUGUGGUCAAUGGCCAUGAGACCUGUGCCAGCCUUUUAUUAGAAGCCAUGGGAUCUAAGAUUAUAACUUGCAAAGACUCCAAGGGCAGGACGCCUCUCCACGCAGCUGCAUUCGCUGGCCACGUAGACUGUGUUCAGCUUCUCCUGGCCCAUAAUGCAUCUGUGGAUGAGGUUGACCAAUCAGGACGCAGUGCCCUGAUUAUGGCAGCAGAGAAAGGAAGGGUGGAGGUUGUAGAAGAUUUACUUACUGGUUCCAGCGUGAACCUCAGUCUGACUGACCAGAAGGGCAAUACAGCACUCCAUCUAGCCUGCAGUAAUGGAAUGGAGGAAUGUGCAUUGCUCAUUCUUGGCAAACUUCCAGACUCUGCCCUCGUUGCUACCAACGCUGCACUGCAAACACCUCUCCAUUUGGCUGCUCGGAGUGGGAUGAAGCAGACAGUGCAAGAGCUGCUCUCUCGUGGGGCCAGUGUUCAAGUACUUGAUGAGAAUGGUCUCACCCCUGCUCUGGCUUGCGCUCCCAGCAGGGAAGUGGCUGACUGUCUGGCUCUCAUUCUGGCUACCAUGAUGCCUUUCUGCUCCCCUUGCAGCUCUGGAGCUCCUUCCCCAGGUGCCCUGCUGAAAUCUCUGCCCCGCCAGGCCAAGAGCCCCCAAGACCCCCGCAGUCCACGAGACCCCUCCUGCCCCUCCAGCGAGGGCACGACCACUGAAAACGACUCGGACUCAGAGACAUUUUGACCCCGGCUCCUUCUAGAGGCUCUGGUGUUAGUUUUUAAAGGACAGAUCGUCAUGAACCUUGCAGAAGUUGUAUGGAUUUUUGAUUAUGGAAACAAGAGAUUAUAACAUAUAUAAGUCACGGUCCACUUUUGUUCUGCCACACUUGUUUGCACAGGAGAUUUCGUCGAAAGCCAUUUUAAUCACUUUUUAACACAGGCUGAUUGAUGAUGAUAGAUUGCUAAAUGUUGACUGACUUCUCACACUUGAAGGAUGAGAAUGUGAAGUGCGUUGCGUGGUGUGUCUUAGUCUGUGGACUUUUGAAAGCACAAACCAUGUGGAAGUUACACUCAUUUCACCCGUGUUGUCACUGUGGGACCAAACGAGAAAUCUAAUUUUUGGACCUACAGAGGAAUUGCCGUCACUGUUACCAAUCUCCCUUAGUAUUUAUUUGUAAGUAAACACUGGAAUACACUAUGCAACUUUUUCCUAAGUUUGUGCCCGGAUGGAUCAGUGCAGUUGCCAAAAGUCAGCCGUAUUGCAGAUUUGAUGCCUAACAUUUUUAAAAAUCUGUUCAGAUCUGUGAAAUUGUGUAGUGUAUUUCAGCCUUAAAGACAAGUUAGAUGAAAAGUACAUGAAACCCAGUGUAAUGUGAUGAAAAUCCAAUGCAAGUACUGCUUUUCCAGAUCGUACACCAGUUAAACUUCACACAUUGUAUGUGACACAUUGUGAAUAGAAGGCUUUUGAGAUUUAUAUUGUGAAAAGAGCAUUUUUAUCCCAUAGAUAUAAGUAGAUUUCUAGGCCUUGGUCUACUUACAUCUGACGCUUUUGGAGUGUGACACUUUUGUCACUAGGUUCCUUCUCAGAUAUAGAGACAUAGAGAGUGUUUAAAUAAUACAUAAAUAAUCAGGUUGAAUUUUAGAUUCUAGUGGCAUGUUAUGUUAUGUGAACCAGGAUGUUCUCAAGCCUGCACCGAUAUUUAUUAACCUUUAGAUAACAAUGGUACUACAAUUGUAUGCACUUAUGUAUAGGAGUAAAUGGGUGCUUAAAUUAAUAGUUCACACCUAAAUUAUAAUUCUGCCAUUGUUUCCUCAUGUCAUUGUUUUUGUGGAACACAAAAGUGAAAUUAUCUUAAUGUGGCUCUUUCAAUACACCAACAGUUCAUAGUGACGAUGUCUGUCAAGCUCCAAAAAUGACAAAGAAAUACCUCCAGAAGAGCUACCUACUCUAUUCCAAGUCUUCUGAAAUCAUACAAAUGCUUUGAAUGAGAAAGAGGCCAAAAUUAACACUUUAAUUCACUAAUAAUCUCUUCCUUCAGUGAGCUGUUGGUUCAAAUCAUCAAAAAGAACCAGUUCAAAAGAACAAUCUGUAACUGGACUCUGAACUCCAGAGACCAGCAGUCAAAAGCUCGCUGAAGGGGAGUUUAUCAGUCAAUAAGGACUUCAGUUUUAGUCUGUUCAUCACACAAAGCUAAUGUAUUGCGUCAAAAGACUUCUCCUUUUGUGUCCCAUGAACAGAAAAAACAACAUAAGGGGUGGGAAGUAACAUUAGAAGAAGUUAAUAAUGACAGAAUUGUGAGUUUGGGGUGAACUGUUCAUCUCAAAAAUGGAAUAUAAUAACAUUCCAUGUCUUCUUUUUUCUUUCCUUCUGAUUUUUUAUUUUUAUUUUUAUAAUUUGCACUUGUUGAAUAUCAAUCCUUUAAAAAAAAAAAGAUUUCUAAUUCAGAAAUACAUAUUGAAAAGAUAAAGAGUUUUUAGCUAAGAUGUUUUAAAAUCUUGCCUGUCAGAAACUUUCUAAAACCAAUUCAAAAUGGAAAUGUUUGUCUGUUUGCCUUUGUCCACAAUGUGCCAGUUUCUCCACCGUGUCCAGUGCCUUGUUCUGCAUUUUCAGAGUUGGGUUUAUGUUUGUAUGUAUGUAUUGGAGAGUAAUGAAAGUCUGAAGAGGUAAAGAUAAGUUUGGGUCACACCUGCCAAUUGUAAGCCAAUGUUCUUUUUUUACCAGGUCCUGAUGUUUGCGCCUAUGUGUGUGUGAUUUACAAUAGAAAACAGACUUUGUACCUAUCAGCUCAUGGACAUUAUCAUCACCAGAGCAAAUAUUGCACACAACUGUCUUAUAACAGCAGCACAUGGUUGAUUUUCUUUUCUUAAAUUAGAUGGUUUGUGAAUGGGAGGAUGCAGAGGAAUGAGUCAAACAGUAUUAUAACAGAAAAAAAAAAGCUUUGAAAUGUGUGACAAUCUAGAUUAUGGUUCCUUCAUUACAAUGUUAAAGGUUUUUGUCAGCUCAAGUUUCUUUUAUAUAAAUUGUUUGACUAUUAAAAUGUUUUAAGAAGA
Molecule: messenger RNA, 5869 nt
Organism: Carassius gibelio (silver crucian carp)
Lineage: Eukaryota; Metazoa; Chordata; Actinopteri; Cypriniformes; Cyprinidae
Product: serine/threonine-protein phosphatase 6 regulatory ankyrin repeat subunit B
Exons: 28
Coding region: 411-3563 (1050 amino acids)
Molecular function (GO): protein binding
Source: RefSeq, a predicted model, not a curated record